Psylliodes chrysocephalus is the source of this 336-nucleotide messenger RNA. The record is from the annotation of a GenBank genome assembly. NCBI's taxonomy places the organism in Eukaryota, Metazoa, Arthropoda, Insecta, Coleoptera, Chrysomelidae.
AUGAAAAAUUAUAGAAAGAGAUGUAGACCAAGAAAAGCAUGGAAUGAGAAAAUAAAUCAUAAGUCGAUCGGUCAAAUGAAAGAGGAAAAACAACUAAAAUGGUUUGAUCAGCUGCACAGAAUGGCCCCAGAGAGGAUAACAAAGAAGAUAGAGGAACCAAGAUGGUAUGGAAACAGAAAAUUGAGAAGGGCGAGAAAGAUUAUGGAAGAUAUAAUAAAGGAAAUAGCUCAAAAAAUAGAAAAAAACUACAACACAUAUAGAAUAAAAUGGAUUUAUAGAGAAAAAGAAGAAAGUAAUAUCAUAAUGAAGAAAUGUAUUAGACAUUUACGAUUUUAG